Molecule: messenger RNA, 3375 nt
Organism: Pichia membranifaciens NRRL Y-2026
Lineage: Eukaryota; Fungi; Ascomycota; Pichiomycetes; Pichiales; Pichiaceae
Exons: 7
Coding region: 1-3375 (1124 amino acids)
Biological process (GO): Golgi to plasma membrane transport; DNA-templated transcription initiation
Cellular component (GO): exomer complex
Molecular function (GO): protein heterodimerization activity
Source: RefSeq, a predicted model, not a curated record
AUGGAGAGCAUAGGAAACGGGAACAGUGGGGCAGGAAAGCCAGGCCACCCCGGCGACCCGACGCCAGGGCAGCAGGGGCAGGGACAGACAGCAGCGCAGACACAGGCGCAGACGGCGACACAGACGCCGAGAGACGUCCGGCUCCUACGGUUGAUCUUUGCAACGCAGGGUGUGACCGCAUACGAGGACCAGGUGCCUCUGCAGCUUAUGGACUUUGCGUUCCGCUACACGAGCGAGGUGUUGCAAGACGCCAUGGUAUACAACGACUACGCUCAUCCGACACACGGCGACGGCAGCGGGCCGAACAACCAGAUGCUCACGAACGAGGACAUCCGCUUGGCGAUUUCGGCACGGACGAGCUACCAGUUCAAGCCGAUCCCGCCGAAGAAGAUGCUCAUGGAGCUCGCUGCCGAGCGGAACGAGAAGCCGUUACCGGCGGUGAUGCCGAUGUGGGGGCUGCGUCUCCCGCCAGAGAAGUACUGUCUCACCGCCAAGGAUUGGAGCGAGGAGCACGACACUGCGCCGGCAGAGAAGCGCCGUAAGACGACGGCGAUCCUAUCCCAGAUCAACGACUUGGGCCCACCCGACCUUGUCAACUUGACUAAGACCGUUGGCGUGCCAACGUCGUCCAAUGCGUCGUCGCUUCCCUCCAUCGGCACGUACUUAUACUACACUGGAGCAGAUACAUCUAACGUCGCCACGAUUGCCGCCCUGUUGAACUCGUUGGCGACCAUAAUAGGCCAGGAGCUGCAGCUGUGGUUCGGCAAGCCUAAGCCGUUUCACGUCUCGCAUGCGACAUACUCCACAUACAAUGCCUUCAGGAAACUUGAUUUGCGUGUCAGCGUCGCUUUCCCUGGGUCUGUUUCCUGGGAGGUGUUGGAUGCCUGGGGGAACCAUGCUUCGUCCGAAAUCGUCCCGCCAGAGGAAGUCGAUGUGAUGUGGGAGGAGUGCUUUGUUUCUGCAAUUGUGCGUUCAUUAAUCACGUCAGACGACGACGGCGAUUUCAGCUCCAUUGUCGAGAUCAGGAGAAUCAACCCUUUCCUUGACCCUAAAGUCAGCGUCUCCACCUUCUUGACAGGCUUUGAGCAUUUGUACCCUGACGGUGAGAAGUUGGGCUGCAACGAAGACAUUCAAGUCCCUACUAGACUGAACAACUAUCUUGUCGACUCAUUCAUCAAGUGUGUGGAGCUUACCGGCUGUUUUGACGAGGCAAUGACGGUGCUCCAGAGAUUGUACGAAAAGUACCCGGAGGUUGCAGCGGUCAUCGCCAAGGUCCUCUUUAUAUCUAACCACGAGCUGGAAGCAGUUAAGUUUAUCCACGACAAGCUCUCGCACCCCACAUCUGUGGCCGAGAUUCCAGGCGCCUCCCAGCUGCUAUUGUUGCAAUCCGAGUACUGUCUCGAAAAAUCUCGUGCAGACUUGGCGUUACCAUUGGCCGUCCGUGCCGUCGAAUCGAGCCCAUCGAUGUUUGCGCCUUGGGCCCAUUUGGUAAAAAUCUACAUUUCUCUCAACAAGUUUGAGGACGCUCUAUUGACCCUCAAUGCCUGCCCAAUGGUCACACACAAGGACAAAUACAUUCUGAAAAGAAUUGCUUCCGAUGCUUCUUCUGCUUCCUCGGCGUCUACCUCUCAACCAACAUCUUCUGCACCUCUUGCCUCCGAUAUGCAUCUACCUCUACCGCAGGAUGUCUUCUUGCGUGGCGUCACUGAUUUAAACUCCCUGGACGUCGCCGCAGAGCAUUCAAAGCUGACGAAACCUGGCGGCCCCAACAAUCGUCGCUCUUCUGAAGUCAACUCCAUAGUCACCCCUCAGAGCUUGCUGACUCUACCUGCAGGUAGCUUGAAAUCCACUUUCCGUAGAGCAUAUUCCUUAUUGGCCGAUAUUGUUCAUAGACUAGGAUGGGAAGGAAUGUUGAACAUCAGGUCCAAGGUCUUUGUCAUGGAGGAAGAGUGGCGUCGUGAUCCAAAGGUAGCCUCAUCUGCCGAAUCCAGCAACCCAGGCGAAAGCAAAACGUCUGCCGAUUUGCCAACCAACGGUUCCGGCGAGACCACAGACGAGUUUCGCAAGAAGAGAUUAUGCGAAAGAUGGUUGGACAACCUUUUCAUGUUAUUAUAUGAAGAUAUGAAGGCCUAUACCUAUUUUGAUCCAUAUACAGAAUCUCGCUCGUGUCUCGAGUGGGAAUUGCUUGGCUUGGUGAGCGAGAGACUUGGACAUGUGAGAGAUGCACAGAGAUGCUACGAGCGUGCGCUAGCUAGAAGAUUCAGCGUCCGUGCCGCAAAGAAGUUAGUCAACACCUCCACUAUCAUCAACAACCACGUCGUGCAUAUUCGUGACCCUAUGAGGUACGACGUUGCCUUGCUCAGACUCACCGUCGGCCUUCUAGUAUGGGACUAUAGAUGGUACACCCUCUUUUCGCCAUUGCUACUCAACACCUUGUCUAGCGUCGUCAACGACAUGGGUGUUACCAAAGUCGAAAGCGAAGUCCGCGUGACAAUUGGAAAUGCACACGAUGAUCUAAUUCAUGAUGCAGUGCUAGAUUAUUAUGGAAAACGCCUAGCUACAUGCUCAUCCGACAAGACAAUCAAGAUCUUUGCCAUUGAAAACGAUCAACACAAGCUUGUGGAAACAUUGCACGGCCACGAAGGGCCUGUGUGGCAAGUCAGCUGGGCGCACCCUAAGUUCGGGAUCAUUUUGGCGUCAUGCUCCUAUGAUGGUCGUGUGCUUGUCUGGAAGGAAGAGAACGGCGUUUGGUCGACAAUCACUGAACAUAGAGUCCAUAGCGCAUCUGUCAACUCCAUAUCUUGGGCUCCUUCGGAAUACGGCGCCUUGCUACUUUGUACAUCCAGUGAUGGACGUGCCUCUGUGAUUGAAUUUUUGGCAGAUGGCAACACAAAGCACUUUGUUUUUGAGGCUCACUCAAUCGGUGCCAAUGCAGGUACUUGGGCUCCAUGUAUUGGUGACGGUAAAAAAAUGGAAGAUAGAAGAAUUGUUACCGGAGGCUGUGAUAACUUGGUUAAGAUCUGGAAGUUCAACACAGAAGCCAAUAACGUUAUCUUAGAGGAUGUCCUACAAGGCCAUACCGAUUGGGUGCGUGACGUUGCCUGGUCUCCUUCCAAUCUUGGAAAAUCAUAUGUUGCGAGUGCAAGUCAAGAUAGAACAGUUCUGAUAUGGACCAAGGAAACUUCUCCGGAUGGAACGCCAUCGUCCCCAUGGAAAAAAACCUAUCUUACAAAGGACAAAUUCCCAGAUGUUUGCUGGAGGGCUUCAUGGUCUUUGAGUGGAAAUAUUUUAGCAAUCAGCGGUAACGAUAAAGUUACUUUAUGGAAGGAAACUCUGGAAGGCGAUUGGGAAUCUGCUGGUGAAGUCGACCAGUAA